AUGGGACAUGAUAAGCCCGCCCCACAACUCGAUUGCCCAGAAGUGGACGACUUCUUUCUGCUCAAGGACGCGGACGUGAUGGAAGAUGAGAUCUGGUUUGCUUUGACGCCGAUCACCCGAUUCUGGAACCCUAACGCAGCGUAUGAGGCGAAACGCAUUCUGGACAAAAAUCGAUUCGACUGCUUACUGGUCAUCGGAAUAUGUCGUGACAGUACCAGAUUGAAUCUCCACCUUUUAAACGACUACUGCUCGGGCCCCACACUCGAGCCUUGGAGAUUGGCUGAACAUACGCUAGACAGCUUGCUCGAAAGCAAUAGCUGGGUAAACAUUAAAGACGGUAUACACCCAGAGAGGGUGUCUCUCGCCAUCGGCCGCGCUUUCCACAACGGCUACCGUGUACUGCAGCGACCUGGAUCGGACGCUGAGUACCAGGGGAUCAUUGUAGUUGGUGCCAAUGCAACGUAUCACAAGUUGGCGCGGUUGAGAGAGGUCGACUGGAUUAUCUUACACGAAGAUGUCGCAGCAAUGCUAGAAUGCAUCACCAAUAAGCCCCUGCGUCUCUCAUAA
Molecule: messenger RNA, 567 nt
Organism: Colletotrichum abscissum
Lineage: Eukaryota; Fungi; Ascomycota; Sordariomycetes; Glomerellales; Glomerellaceae
Exons: 1
Coding region: 1-567 (188 amino acids)
Source: RefSeq, a predicted model, not a curated record